CACGGCGAGGAUAAAGCAAGAUGGCGUCUGACGGUGAAGACGUUAUUGCAGUCGUCACAGUUCAAUGUUCUUAAUCUGUGCCUCCAUGUACACAUAUAUGUCCUUUAUUACACUCUAGUAAAUAGAGUAAACAUCGUUAAUAACUGUUUGCAUCCGGUUGUAUUAGUCUGAGCGCACUUUGAUGCUUCUCGAGCUAGCUUAGCUUGCUAGUCAGCUUAGCUUGUUAGCUGCUAACAAAGAGAGGCGGAAGUGAUCAAAACACAUCGCUAAGUAGAGAUCAAGUGUGAGUGUAAAGUGUUGUGAUUGUGUGAAAAUGUGCCAAAGAACCACAGCAGAGUACGAGGAGGAACUUUGUCCAACAAAAGAGGAGAAGGAGCGACAACAUGAAAAACAUCAAGUUGUGUUACACAGAACAGACAUCCAUCAGCUGAUUGGACACCAAGAAGAAUGUCUCCCUCAUCUGCAGGGGGACAGUUUCACUUUAGAGUAUCCACAACCCUCACAUUUUAAAGGGGACAAGAAGGAUGCACAGCCCUCUUAUUUCAAAGAGGAAGAGGAGGGAGAGUGUCCUGUAGGGCAGGAGGAGGCUGAUGUCAGCAAGUUUCCACUGACUGUUGUCUCUGUGAAGACUGAAGAGCAUGAAGACAAACCACCUGAGUCCUCACAGCUUCAUCACAGUCCAAACGUUGAAGAAGAACCUCUACCCCAUGAGCAGGAGAAGGAACCACAGUCCCCCAACAUACGCGAGAAAGAAGAGGUACCACAUUCCCAGCACAGCAAAGAGGGAGGAGAGGAGCCACAUCCCCCCCACAUUAAAGAGGAAGGCAAGACGCCACAGACCCAUAAUGUUAAACUGACCCUUCACAUUAAAGGGCAAGCGGAGGACCCACUCAUCUUACACAUCAAAAAGGAAGAGGAGGACCUACUGACCCCUUACUUUAAAGUGGAAGAGGAGGACCAUGAGCCACCGCACAUUAAAGAGGAAGAGGAGGAAGAGGGCAUCAGUCAGCCUAAAUGGUUGGAGGAGUUCCCAGUGACUGGUGUCCCUGUGAAGAGUGAAGAUGAUGAGGUGAAAGGUGAAAGUGAGGAGAGGGGAGGGGGGGAGCCUCCAAGCAGCAGCUCAACACAACACAUGACAACAGAAGCUGAUGGAGACCACUGUGGAGGAUCACAAGCAGACAAGCUCUUAGCUCCACUAUCAGAUAGUGAGGACACAACGUCACACUCUCCUGACACUGAUGAUGAAGACUCUAAAGAUGAUAAGACAUGUCACACUGACAACACUCACUUCACAUCUUCUCACUCCCACAAAACCUUUAAAUACCAUUGUCGUCUGAAAAGACACAUGAGAACACACACUGGAGAAAAACCUUUCUCUUGUUCAAUCUGUAGUAAAGGUUAUGCACAAAGUCAGAAUUUGAAAAGACACAUGAAAACACACACUGGAGAAAACCUUUUUACCUGUUCAAUAUGUGGUAAAGGUUUUACAGAAAGUCAACAUUUGAAAGUACACAUGAGAACACACACUGGUGAAAAACCUUUUUCAUGUUCAACCUGUGGUAAAGGUUUUACAGAAAGUCAGAAAUUGAAAGUACACAUGAGAACACACACUGGUGAAAAGCCUUUUUUCUGUUCAACCUGUGGUAAAGGUUUUGCACAAAGUCAGGAUGUGAAAAGACACAUGAGAACACACACUGGUGAAAAAGCUUUUUCCUGUUCGAUCUGUGGUAAAGGUUUUACAAGAAGUACAGAUGUGAAAAGACACAUGAAAACACACACAUUCCUGUUCAAUCUGCAACAGAAUCUUUUGUCGACGACCAAACCUUGUAGCACACAUGAGAAGACACCCAGGAGAGAAAGUGUUGAGUUGCAGUGUGUGUGGUGAAAGAUUGUCUUCUAAGUACCAGUGUAAGAAACACAAGUGUGCUGGUGAGAACAGCAGCAGCAAAUGAAACUGCAGGAUUUGAAAUAAACUGUCCAGACUUUCAUUUUGACUUUCUAACAACAUCAGCACAUAUAACAUGUGUGACAUUGUUGUUUGUCUAACAAUCUGUUUAAUAUGAUCUUUACAUUUAUAGAUUACAUAGUUUGAAAUAUAAAAUUAUUACUUAUUUGUACUUGUAAUUGUUAAUAAUCCCAUAGAUUAUCACCUUUAUAUGAUAUACAUAUGUACUGGUUCACAUCUGAAACAUCUUCUGGACCACUUCAGGAAGCAUAUUAUUAUUUACUUUAUACAUCAUUUAAACAGUUGUCUUUUAUACAAUUUUAAAAUGUGUGAUUUUAUGAAUCAUUUGUUGGGAAUCUGUAAUCCAUUUUAUUAUUAUCUUUAUUACUCUCUUUUGUAUUAUGAUAAUUGUGUUGUGAUUAUUUUAAAUGUAUGUCCCCAGACCUCUAUGCAAUAAAAAGUGAGAGAAAAUGUCUGAA
Messenger RNA from Nerophis ophidion (straightnose pipefish), 2424 nucleotides. Its product is annotated as oocyte zinc finger protein XlCOF8.4-like. The record is from RefSeq and is a predicted model, not a curated record. Gene Ontology annotation, molecular function: DNA-binding transcription factor activity, RNA polymerase II-specific; RNA polymerase II cis-regulatory region sequence-specific DNA binding. The transcript is spliced from 3 exons. Gene Ontology annotation, biological process: regulation of transcription by RNA polymerase II; central nervous system development. Lineage: Eukaryota; Metazoa; Chordata; Actinopteri; Syngnathiformes; Syngnathidae. Bases 314 to 1885 code for a protein of 523 amino acids. Gene Ontology annotation, cellular component: nucleus.